Acyrthosiphon pisum (pea aphid) is the source of this 2914-nucleotide messenger RNA. RefSeq lists its product as uncharacterized. The record is from RefSeq and is a predicted model, not a curated record. The annotation marks the transcript as partial. The transcript has 2 exons. Lineage: Eukaryota; Metazoa; Arthropoda; Insecta; Hemiptera; Aphididae.
AAGGGAAAUAUACUAAAUAGUUCCAACGCGGGACAUCUGAAAUGGAAGUUCGUGGGAUGUAUAUGGGAUAAGCUUCAAAGGAAACAACCACGGACCGAGAUAGACAGGCUAUAGACCGGCUAUUAUAGCUAUAUAUAUAUAUAUAUAUUAUAGCUACCAUAUGGUAGUCUUGUUGUUGGAAAUACGGGCGAGUGUAUCGAGCGCUACAUAUAUGUAUAUAUUAUAUAUAAAUAUAUAAUAUACUACUGUGAAAGUGUGAACUGACUAUUUUGUAUUAAUAGUUAUUUAAUGGGGAAUCCCAGAAUUUUAUCUACUAUAUUGUUAUAUAUAGUUGCCUUUACGAUAACUGGUGGGUACGAUCGCGUGAUUUCGCCGCGAACCUAUAGAUAAAGAUAAACGGAUAAUCAGACAAAUUUCUUGACAUCGAGAGUCGAGACAUCACGUCAGUCGUCAGUGUACACGUCAUGUAGUGUUGUGUUUACACAGUACUGUACCUAUUAUAUUAGUAUUGUACAUUUGUACUGGCAGCUGCUAGUAUUAUAAUUUAUAUAAUACUAAUAUAUGUCUGUUGUGUAUAUAUCUUAACUUUUCGUGCUAGUUUGCUUUGAUUAUAUUGAACAAAGAGUACAAACUAUACCUAACCUAUAUGAUAUCCGUAUAUUUCAACAAUCAUGUCUAGUUCACGGUAAGCAAUUUAUUUAAAGAUUAAUAAUUUUGUUUUAUGUGUUUGGUGUUUGUUUUAUUUUAAUAAUAUACUGUAUAGGCCAUAAUUUAUUUAUAUAAAUAUAUAGCUAGUAUAAUAUAUUGCAUACUCACUAAAUAAAAAAAAAUAAUAACGAUUAAAACUUAAGUGGACAUUAUACCUGGGUGUGGCAGACAAUAUUUUACAAAAAGGAUAUAAUAUUACUUCAAAAAAAUUAUGAAUUAUAUUCAAGUUUGGUAAUAAGUGUUUUAACUCUAAUAACCUAGACCAGCGUUCCUUAAUUUUUUUUAUAAUCGUGGAACCCUACUUUGUGUCAAUAGUUUUAAUGUGUCGUUUUAUAUAAGGAUUAUUUAAUUCAAAAAAUAUUUUUAAAAUUUACCAAAGUUUUUAAAAUAACAGACAGACGGAAAUUCAAAAUGUUAAUUGUAUUAUAUUAUAUUAUAAUGAGAUGAGCAAAAUCGCUUUUUAUUAUUACGGAUAUUAUACUUAGUAUUACCUACACUUAUAAAUGUGUACGAUAAACUCAACAUUUUCCCACUAGCCCCCACUAACCUUAAAUUAAAUUUCUUUAAAGUAAUUUUCUUGAAAAUUUCGAAAAAAAGCACUUAAGUUUUGCAGAACCCUUAUAAAUUAUUCAUAAGUAACAUCCAUGGAAAACAAAGUUUAAGAAACACUGACUUAGUAGCUAUACAAUUUUGAUUUUGAUAUAUAUUACCAAUUAGAUAGAAGAAUACAAUAUAAUGUUCUUAUAUACCUAACGUUCCCUUUACUUAGAUAAUUGGAUUAAUUGAUAUAGUAUAGAGUUUAAACGCCUACCUAAUAAUUGUGUUGUUAGGGAAGAGAAAAAUAUUACGAAGAGAAAAAAAAAACCUUUAAAUGUAAUAUCAUCAAAACAAUUAAAAAGAAGAAUAAUUCAAGAAAAAAACAUAUUCUCUGGUUCUUCAUCAAUUAAUAUUUCAAGUACAAUUAGUGCUGAAAAUACUCUAUAUAAGGAAGUUGUGUCAUGUGAAAAAAUGAAUAGACCAGUAAUUGAAUCUCUUUCUUCAAAAAUAUCAGAGGAAUUAUCAGUUAUACAUUCAGAACCAACAUUGGAUAGUGAAUAUAACAUGCAGCUUGUUAAAUUUAAGCCAACAGAAACAUCUACUGAUAAAGAUAUUACAGAAAAUCAAAGUUUACAGGAAAAAUUAGUGUCUUGGACUCUUGAAAACAAUAUUACUCACAAAGCACUAUCUAAUUUAUUAAAAAUAAUUAAACCACAUGUCAUUGAAGAUAAUUUGCCCAGGGAUGCCAGAACACUAAUGCAGACUCUUAGAACUACCAAUGUAAAAAAGGUAUUUCCUGGGGAGUACUAUCACUUUGGGCUUCAAUGUGGUAUAAUUCAUUUUUUAAAACAACAUCCUUUAUUUUGUACAUCAAAUUCUACUAUUAGUGUAAUGAUAAAUGUAGAUGGACUCCCAAUAGCAAAAUCGUCAAAUAGUCAAGUUUGGCCAAUUUUGGGAUCAAUUUAUGAAUAUAAUCAUGUUUUUAUAAUUGGUAUAUACUUUGACAAAGAACAUAAACCAGCUAGUUCUAAUGAAUUUUUGCAUGAUUUUGUUCAAGAAUCUAAGUAUAUGACUGAAAAUGGAUUUGAGUUUAAUGGUCACAAGUAUAGAUUCCAUAUAAAAGGAAUAAGUGCUGAUGCUCCGGCAAAAUCAUUUAUGUUAUGCAUAAAAAGUCAUGGAGGAUAUUCCAGCUGUACCAAAUGUACAACUGAAGGUACAUAUAUAGAACGGCGAGUUUGUUUCCCUUCGGAAACGAUUGUCUUGAGAACUGAUUUAGAUUUUGACAAUUAUAAAGACGAAGAUUAUCAUAUGGGAAAAACUGCACUUACUGAAAUACCGGGUUUACGUUUAGUUACUGAGGUACCACUUGAUUAUCAACAUCUUAUAUGUCUUGGGGUUACUAAAAAAUUAAUAAGUUUAUGGUUAUGUGAUAGCCUCAAAGUUCGACUGUCUAGUAGCAAAGUUAAAACUAUUUCAAAUUCUAUAGACAAUAAUAUUACACCUUUUGUACCUUUAGAAUUCCAAAGAAAGCCAAGGUCUUUUAACAUGUGGAAACAGUGGAAAGCUACAGAAUUACGACAAUUCUUAUUGUAUUAUGGUCCAAUUGUUUUAUAUUCAGUCGUAUCUGAAGAAGUUUAUAUACAUUUUUUGAUUUUACACGUUGCUAUUC